This is a messenger RNA of Sipha flava (yellow sugarcane aphid), 2788 nucleotides long. RefSeq names its product zinc finger MYM-type protein 1-like. The record is from RefSeq and is a predicted model, not a curated record. NCBI's taxonomy places the organism in Eukaryota, Metazoa, Arthropoda, Insecta, Hemiptera, Aphididae. The transcript is spliced from 4 exons. The coding region runs from base 291 to 2540 and encodes 749 amino acids.
CGUUUAUAAUAAGUUGCUUUCAAAUGAAAGACCGUAAAUAUUAUCGCCUCUGCAAUAGCCAAUAAUCUAAUCGAUUGACGAUUCACUAUUAAUAUUUUUAUAUACUCAGUUUAUCACUCGUCUGCCGUCUGGUCAGUAUUUUGUGACUGUUUGGCGUUUAGUGUAAACUAUUAGGUAAUAUUUAUAUUUAAUAUUAUAGUGCUGUUAAAUUAUAAUACGAAAUAUUGUUAAAAUUUAUCAUUUAUUGUAUUCUUCACAAUAUUGGGCAUUUCAUAAAUUUUUGCUAAAAAAUGUCAAGUCAACGAAGUGACUGUGAAAAUAGAAAACGCAAAGCUCAUAAAGAAGCCAAACUAGUAAAAAUUAAAAGCCAAUGUUCAAUAAAAAACUAUUUUUCGUUAAAUAUAUUACAUUUUCAAGACUCUAGUUCAGCAAAUACAACAGGUUCUAUAUCUGAUGAAUCAAAGAAAAGUGAAUACAAAAAUGUACAUAAUGAUGAUUCUAGUCCAGCAAAUAUAAUAAUUUCUUUAUCUGAUGAAUCAAAGAAAAGUGAAUACAAAAAUGUACAUAUUGAUGAUGUUAAUAUGGUAAAUGUAUAUGAUCCUGUUACUCCAUUACCAAAAGAUCGCUUAGAGUUUCAAAAUCGAAUUUUGAAAGGACGAUACAAGCCUAUAUUAGAUCUUUAUCCACGGUCAACUCAAAACUCUAAAAGAAGGUCAUUUCAGAAGAAUUGGUACGAUAUUUUUGAUUGGUUGGAGUAUAGUGAUGCUUCUGACACAGCAUUUUGUUUUCCAUGUCGUUGCUUUAAAGGUAAUGAAAUAAAUAGUUGCUACAGUGAUACAACAUUUAGUAAAAAAGGUUUUAAAUCUUGGUAUCGAGCUAUUGAUGCAUUUAAAAAACACCAAUUGUCUAAAUGUCACUUAAACAGUGUAAAAGCAUUAAAUGAUUUUAUUCAUUUAAAAUCAAUUGAUUGUGUACUUGAUAAGAAUCGUCUCAAAGAAAUAAGUAGAAAAGAAAAAGAUCGUUUAAAAAACAGAGAAUUUAUGAAACGUGUCAUAGAUAUUAUUAUUUGUUUAGGAAAGAGUGGUAGACCAUUUCGUGGUCAUGAUGAAAAAUCUGAUAGUUGUAAUCAAGGACUUUUUAAGGAAUUAGUAAUAUUACUGACAAAAUACGAUAUUGUUCUUCAAAACCAUUUUCAAGAUGUUCAAAAAAAUGCUUUGUACACAAGCAAUCGAAUACAAAAUGAUUUAAUAACAUCAAUUAAAAAUGUUAUUUUACAAAAUAUAAAAAACAGUUUAAAAAAUUCAUUUAUAUCAAUACUAGCUGAUGAGACGACAGAUGUUGGACAUUCUGAACAAUUGUCAAUUGUUUUUAGAUACUUUGAUGAUGAAAAAAAUAGACCAGUGGAAACUUACAUUGCAUUGAAACAAAUGAAAUCUGUUACAGCUCAGGCUAUUUUUGAUGUUCUUCAUGAAGUACUUAUACUUAUGGGAAAAGAUUGGCAUUCAGUUUUAUCAGUAUGUUUUGAUGGUGCUUCUGCUAUGGCUGGUAAAAUAGGAGGUGUGCAAACAAAAUGUAAAGAAAAAAAUUCAAGUAUUAAAUAUGUUCACUGUUAUGCACAUUGUCUAAACUUAGCACUUGUUGAUUCAGUAUGUGAUAAAUCAAAAAAUUUCAAAAGAAACAGAUUGGUAUUCAAUUUUUUUGGAACCAUACAGUUUAUUUAUAAUUUCAUUGAAAGUAGUGCAAUGAGGCAUGCAAUUUUGGAAAAAAUAUCUAAAGAUGUAGGAAUUAAGUUAAUUACAUUAAAGUCAUGUUCUAUUACUCACUGGGCGUGUCGAGCAGAAGCAGUCAAAUCAGUACUGAAUAAUUAUGAAGUUUUGCUUUUAGCCAUAGAAGAUAUCUGUGAAAGUAGUAGUGUUCCAGAAAUGUGUGCUAAAGGCAUGGGAUUAAAAUACCAAUUAAAAAAUUUUGACUUUAUUUUUGGGCUGUAUUUAUUGAAUCCCAUAUUAAAUUUAAUAUUAAAAACAAGUUCUAUAUUACAGUCACCAAACAUGGAUCUUGUAUUAGCAAUAAAUAGUGUACAGUCUUUAGUUCAAAAUUUGGAAGCUAUGAGGAAUAAUGAUGAAGACUUCAAAAAUAUUUAUCAACAAUCAGUUGAACUAUGUAAUAAAAAUGGUGUACAAGUACCAGAAGUAGUUAAUAGAAAAGUGUCAACUCGUAUAGACAAAAUGUCAAAUUCUCAAUUUUUUUUUAAAACAAAAUAUGAUGAACUUAAAAUAACUGUGUACAACCACUUGUUAGAUGAACUCAUUUCUGGUAUCAACACAAGAUUUAAUCAAGAAACUGUAGAAUUAGUUCAAUCUGUAGCAGGAAUGAUUCGUCUAGAGUCUACACCUGAGAUGAUUUCAAUUUUAUCAAAAUUUGCUAAUGUCCCCGAAGAGAUAUUAGUAUCUGAGAUAAAGCUUUUAAAAUAUUUACCCGUUACCGAUGGUAAACCGAAUACUCUGAAUAGUAACACUAAUAAUGAAUCAAUACAUGAAUGACUAGAUUAUAUGAAAGCAAAUAAUUACAUUAAAUCAUUUAAUGGAUUUUUUACUGUACUGAAAUUAUUCAGUGUAAUACCAGUUACAAGUUGUUCUUGUGAACGGGUAUUUUCUAAAUUAACAAUAGUAAAAAAUAAGUUAAGGAGUACUAUACAUCAAGACCGACUUAAUAGUUUAUUAUUAAUGUUUAUUGAACAAAAACUAACAUCUAGUAUUGAUAUGGUCAUUGAUGAAUUCAAAAGUAUGGG